AUGUCUUCAGAAGAACCAUGGAGCCGAUUGUUAUGGAUAAAACAGAAAUAUCCUGAUAAUUAUACUGAUCCAGAUUUUAUACGAUUUAUGGAAAAAAUGAAACAGAAAAGGGAAGGUCCACCAAUAAUAGAUUAUGAUUUUGAUCAAAUUCGAAAAGAUUCACUUAAAUUCUACAAUAUUUUUUUAAAUUCCUCAUUUAUCUACAUCGUCUUUACACUAAUUUAUUACUAUAAAACAGAUGCAAGAUAUUUAGCUGGUUCAAUUACUUUAAUCACAAUGCUAGUUUCGACACACAAAAAUAAAGAACUGACAAGCUUAUUAAAUAUAAAAUCAUCUUUUAUUAUAAUUUUUACGUUGCUUACAUUAUCACCAGUAUUAAGAUCAUUAUCCAUGACGACAGCAUCCGAUUCUAUCUGGACUGUAUCAUUCUGGAUCAACAUUUUAUAUAUCUUAACUUGCGCUACAUCAUCAUUAUCUCCAUCACCACAUAAGGAAGAUAUCAUAAAGCAUGAGGCCUCAAUUUUUUAUGACAUUAAAGAUCAUUCAAAUAAUAAACCUUCAAAUUUAGCUACAAAUCUAUUAUUGGCAAAUGUAGCAAUGCUAGCAUCAAGAUUAAAUACCACUACAGAUGUCUUCUGCUUUCUUUUAAUAGCUAUUCAAGUCAAUAUAAUAUUACCAAGAAUCAUUAAUAUAUCACACGUGAAAGUAGCUUCAACUUCUAGCAUGAUCGUGUACCUAUUUGUUGGGAUCACAAUUGGUUAUCGUAUAACAUUAAUCUUUCUUAUAUCAUCUGUGUCGUACAUUAUCUUUAUGCCCAAAUUGUUUCACUAUUGGCAAGUCCAUUAUAGAAGACGUGACUACGAAAUACUUGACCUAUGGGAUCCAAGAACUCCUGUAGUAGAUGUAGAAUAA
This is a messenger RNA of Maudiozyma saulgeensis, 912 nucleotides long. NCBI's taxonomy places the organism in Eukaryota, Fungi, Ascomycota, Saccharomycetes, Saccharomycetales, Saccharomycetaceae. The record is from the annotation of a GenBank genome assembly.